Messenger RNA from Cuscuta epithymum, 1465 nucleotides. The record is from the annotation of a GenBank genome assembly. NCBI's taxonomy places the organism in Eukaryota, Viridiplantae, Streptophyta, Magnoliopsida, Solanales, Convolvulaceae.
CUCACAUUGAUUGGCAAAGGAGACAAAGGAAGUCUCCUCACCUCUCCCCACUCCAUUAUUUCAGCCAGCACCAUCAAGAGAGGGAGAAGAACCUCCAAACAUACCUCCAUAGACAAGAAAAACGAGCUCAAGCAAGGGCAUGGUCCAAGGAAGAAGAAAAGUGAGGAAAAACCUUGAUAUAUUAAGGAACUUGUCAAAGGUAUUCCUAGAUCUUCCACGAAGUUGGAAGAUUCACCGGAGUUAUCGCCGGAGUUCAACCGAGAAGAGUAUAACGUGUUAAAGCUCAUUCGAGGGUCUCAAGAACACCUAUAUGAAGAGACCUGAGGGAGAUUGUUUAAUCCAUCGCAAAUCCGCUUGUAUCCUUAGAGAAUCCAACGACAUCAUGGCUUCAUCAUCUUCGCCAUCAAAGUUUGGUUUCUCCUCAAUCGCAUCUACUGUUACCCCAUACAAUAUGGGAUAGAACCUCUAAAUGGUACAAACUUUUCAACAUGGAGAGAAUCUGUAAAACUAUCACUUGGCAUGAUGGACCUCCACCAAGCGCUAAGAAUUGAUCCACCAGAUGUUCCUAACGUCGAACGCACUGUUGAGCAGAAGCGUUCUUAUGAACAGUGGGAGAGGUCCGACCGAAUGUGCCUAAUGGUGAUUAAGAAUUCCAUAUCAGUAGCUAUUCGCGGAGUGAUUCCCGACUCUGAAAAUGCGAAAACCUACCUAGAAUAUGUGGAAGAACAGUUUAAGGGAACCUCUAAAGCACAUGCUAGUACCCUGAUUCUCAAAAUGUUGACUAAUAAGUACGAUGGAGUGAGUGGUAUUCGUGAGCACAUCAUGAUAAUGUCUGAUAUGUCUAACAAGCUCAAAAGCAUGGACAUGGAGAUCAGUGAAGGUUUUCUCGUUCAUUUCAUAAUGACUUCUCUACCUGCGUCUUAUGGUCCGUUCAAGUUCAGUUACAACACGCAGAAAGAGAAGUGGACAAUGAGUGAGCUGAUUGCUAUGAGCGUUCAAGAAGAAGAGUGCCUAAAAUUUGAAAAACCAAACGUUGCUCAUUUCACGACCACAAACUCAAAGAAGAGGAAAGGCAACCGUCAAGGAGGAAAAGGUAACAUUUCUUAGGUCCCAAAGAUAGGUGCAAAUGUGAGCUCUGGUCCCUACUGUAAGUUUUGUCGCUUCAAUGGACAUUACCAGAGAGAAUGCCCUAAGUUUAAGGCAUGGCUGACUAAGAAAGGGAUUCCAUUCAAUCCGGACAUUGGGAAGAAAGCAAAGAGUGAUUAAGGUGGGCAAUGGAGAAGAAUUAGAAGUGGAGGCCAUUGGAACUAUCUCAUUAAUUUUAGAGUGGCUUCAUUCUUCAUCUUCGUGAUGCUCUUUAUGCACCUAAUAUUACUCGUAAUUUAGUGUCUGUAUCGAAACUAAGUGUUGAUGGCUUUAGAUUUAAUUUCGAAUACAAUAAAGUGACAAUAAGCUUGAACAUAAA